This is a messenger RNA of Zea mays, 594 nucleotides long. RefSeq lists its product as uncharacterized. The transcript has 2 exons. The coding region runs from base 93 to 308 and encodes 71 amino acids. Lineage: Eukaryota; Viridiplantae; Streptophyta; Magnoliopsida; Poales; Poaceae. The record is from RefSeq and is marked validated.
AGGAGGAGGUAGUAGUAGGUGAGAGCAGUGAGACCGGCCGGCCGUGAGAAGGAAGACAGGUGACUGGUGGUGAAAGAGCUAGCAGCACCAGCAUGGUGGUGGGGAUCGUGAUUAGGCUGGUCGUCGCUUUCGUGCUUUUGGUACUAGUCUUCAGUUCGUCACUGCAUCGACAAGCAGGCGUUGGCGCUAUUCGGCUGCACGACAGAAGGCAGCACGCGCAGCAGUGGGCGGAGGAGAGGAACCAGCUGAGGUCGUACAUGACCAUGGACUACGCCCCAUGGCACCGCCGCGUGCCCAAGCACAACUGAUCUGAUUGAUCCACUGCACUGCCAGCAGUACUGCUCUUUUCGUCGGCAGCGCUAGCAAUCUGCAUCUGUGCGAAGCAUGGUGACACACAGGAGAAGAAGUUGAUAGUAGGUUUCAUUCUUUUUCGUCGUUGUUAGCUGUAUGUCAGUAUGUGUAUCUACGUACUACGUGUCGUCCACGCAGCUAGCGUGCAGAUAUAUGCACGCAAAUUUUGCCACCCCCACUGCACCCUGACCUACUAAUGAUGGUAUUGCUAGGAUAAAUAUAAUAUAUACGCAGUUAUAUAUA